This is a messenger RNA of Cuscuta campestris, 2730 nucleotides long. The record is from the annotation of a GenBank genome assembly. Lineage: Eukaryota; Viridiplantae; Streptophyta; Magnoliopsida; Solanales; Convolvulaceae.
GGACUCACAAUGUAAGUGAUCAGAAAAUUUAAACCCUAAAGUAGACAAAAUAGACUUGGCAACAGCAGGAGCCGGAUGUCCAAGCCGGCGAUGCCAGGCCGGAGCAGCCCGGUCUGGCAGGUUCACCGCAGCAGCAUAUCCGCCGGUCGGAGCAUCGAGAAUCCGUCGAAAUCCGGCGAGAAGGCUCUCAAAAAGGAAGGCGAACUCGAAAAGAUCCUCAAUAAAGACGUUCCCGUUUCGAAAUCCGUGAAAAAAGAAGGAACCGACGACUUGAUGAUUUUUUUUGGCAGUGAGAGUUUAAAGGCUUAUGCAAAGCAGUUGACAGAAUCCCAUGAUGAACUGCUAGAGUCCUGUUUGGAUGUGGAAAGUUACAGCAAGAUUUACAGCUUCAAACACAUUGUAAAUGGAUUUGCAGUCCACACUACUCCUUCUCAGAUUGAGAAGGUGAGGAGAGCAAGAGGGGUGAGGUUAGUGGAGAAGGACAGAAGGGUCAAACACAUGACAACAUACACUCCACAGUUUCUUGGGAUGGAAUCAGCAUGGACACAAGAAGGGGGAGAGAGAGACGCGGGCGAAGGCAUUGUCAUUGGAUUUGUUGACACCGGGAUCAACCCGUCACACCCCAGCUUUGCCUACGACCCCACCCACCCGUUCUCUCCAAUAACUUCCCGUUUUUCUGGGGAUUGUGAGUCUGGUCCUCUGUUUCAUGAGUCUGCCUGCAAUGGAAAAAUUGUGUCUGCCAGGUUUUUCUCUGCAGGGGCACAGGCUGCUGCUAACCUUAGUGCCUCAGUUGAUAUUCUCUCCCCUUUUGACGCCGAUGGCCAUGGAAGUCAUGUGGCUUCAACUGCUGCUGGGAAUUCAGGAGUUCCUGUUGUGGUAGAUGGCUUUUACUAUGGUAGAGCCAGUGGAAUGGCACCGCGUGCAAGGAUUGCUAUUUACAAAGCGAUAUAUCCAAGUAUAGGAGUUCUCUCUGAUGUCUUGGCAGCUAUUGACCAAGCAGUGUUAGAUGGAGUGGACAUCUUGUCACUGUCAAUAGGUCCAGACGAUCCACCUGAAGAGGCACUCACAUUCUUGACACUGUUUGAGAUCUUCAUGCUGGCGGCACACAAAGCUGGAGUCUUUGUUGUCCAAGCUGCUGGAAACCGCGGUCCGGGUCCUUAUAGUGUCAUCUCUUUCAGCCCAUGGACAGUGGGAGUUGCAGCUUGUGACACAGACAGGAGUUUCCCCGGCACUCUCAUUCUUGGCGAUGGUCAAAAGAUCAGUGGCAUAGGCUUAUCAGGCUCAACAUUGGGUGGUGGGGUGCUUCAACAAAAGCUGGUUUUGGCUAAGGAUGCGACAAGGAUAAACGGAACGUUUCCUAUGACUGCAGAGUACAUAGAGGAGUGUCAGCAUCCAGAGGCAUUAGAGGCUUUUGUGGUGGAAGGAAGCUUGGUGAUCUGCAGCUUCUCAGCUGGUUUUUCCAAUGGAUCAUCAUCUCUAACAUCUGUUAUAAAGACAGCAAAGGCUCUUCGGUUUGGGGGGUUUGUAUUUGUCGCAAACCCAACCUAUGGUGACUUCAUAGCUGAGCCUAUCCCCUUUCACAUCCCCGGGAUUUUAAUCCCAAGAAUCAGUGACGCGCAAACCAUAUUGAGCUACUAUGAAAACCACACUGCAAGGGACGACCGGGGAAAUGUCAUGAAAUACAGCGGGCAUGCUGCCAUAACUGAGGGAAGAAUCGCUUGUUAUGCUUCGCGAGCUCCGGUUGUUAGCCGGUUUUCUUCCAGAGGUCCAGAUUUCAGUGGUGAGAGCAGGAAUGCAGCUGAUGUACUUAAGCCUAACCUUUUGGCUCCAGGGCACCAGAUUUGGGCAGCUUGGAGCCCCAUGAGUGUUUCAGAUCCCAUUCUUUCUGGGCACAACUUCGCAAUGAUAUCGGGGACGAGCAUGGCAACACCACACGUUGCAGGCAUUGCAGCGCUCAUAAGACAGAAAUACCCUUCGUGGACCCCGUCCAUGAUAGCUUCGGCAUUGUCGACCACUGCGACCACACAAGACAACCUUGGAGAAACCAUAAUGGCUCAAGGACUUGAGCUUGACAGCUUACACCCCUCAGCACCCUUUGGUUUUGGUUCUGGCCUAGUUAACCCCUCCCGUGCACUCGACCCCGGUCUGGUUUUCUCAACCGAAUUCGAAGACUACAUUGGGUUCCUUUGCUCCCUACCGGACAUUGACCCAGGGGUGGUGAAAACCGCAACGGGUGGAGUUUGUGACCAUGUAUUUGAACAUCCAACCGACUUGAACUUGCCUUCGGUGACCAUUUCAUCCCUGGCUGGAUCUAGGCUGGUGCGCCGAAGGGUCAUUAAUGUAGCCAGCAAACCGGAGAGUUACACGUGUGCAGUGGUGCCGCCAAAAGGGGUGGCAGUUGAUAUAGAGCCGCCGUGGUUCGGGAUACCCCCACAAGGAACUCAAGAUUUAGAGAUAAGGUUUAAUGUUACAGAAGCAGGAAAAGACUUCAGCUUUGGUGAAAUUAUCUGCACUGGGAGUUUGGAUCAUAUCAUGAGGAUGCCCUUGUCAGUGUUGCCUAUCUCUGCAGCUUCCCUAACCUAAUAGAACAAUUUACUCUUCUUUCAUGACUCAUGAGAUAAUAAUAAUAAUCUCAUGAUUAUAUUUUCAAGUUUUAUUGUUUUAUCAAGCUCUGCAUUUACACCUUAGCUAGUUAGUAGUAACCAACCUCAAUAGAAAGCUACCAAGAUU